AUGUCCGAUGUGGAUGUCGGCAGCUUACUGAAAGAGAUAUCGGAAUUGGAAGACAGCGAUGAUGCAGAGGCCCCAGAAGUGUUAGACCAGCUGGCACGAGAUGUUCCUUCAGCCGCAUCAAGCCCAGUGGCAUCCUCACAUUCGGAGAUUCAGCCAUUCACCGAGCCAGAGGCCCCGCAGGCCCCCUUGGAGGCAUUUCGGUGCGAAGCUCGUGAAGCUCAGCCUGCUAGAGGAGCAGCACUGGAGCCGUCGGACACAGAAACAAGCUCGACAAGCUCGACAAGCUCUGGUUCGGAGGGGCUCGGGAAUGGAUUUCGAAAUGUCGCGCGCUCCACUGUCCUGUCGGAGCCAAAUGGCCCAAACGACCUGGAUCACUUGACAGCGAAGCCACCCGAUUCGCCCGAUACGUUGCCACAGCUGCCACCGUCGCCACAAUCUCCAUCACCCGAAGCAGCGGUUCCAGCUCUUGACGAUUCGGAGAGCGCAAGCUCAGAGUGCUCAGCACAUGAGCCGUCAGAAGACAGUCAAGAAAUCGAAAGGCAACCAUUCUCCCCUGUGCAGCAGCAGCGGACGUGCAAGGUUGACAAAUCCGAAGUUCUGGAAAGCGUACCAGACCAUGGCCGAGCUGAACAGGUUGACAAUCCUGCAGACUAUAACACUAUGACUGAAGGCGGAUCUGGAACCCAGGAGGAGGCCAUGCUGGCAAAGCAGGAAGAGCUGCAGAGCAAGUUGGAGGCAGCUGAGAUGCAGGUCUGCGCCUGCCAGUAUGCAACGUGCCUCGCCCCCUCUCCGCCACUCCCAAUCCUGACAAGCGCAAGCCCCGCUUCAACGAUCGAGGACAAGACAGAGCAUGGUGAGGCUCAAUGCCCCGUACCAGCUCGACUUGCUACAGGUGUACCGGUUCAGCAGGGCAAUCGCGACACGAGGGCAAAUCCAGUCGGCGGCCUCUGUUGGCGCAACCAUGAUAACAAUGACCCACCUAGCCGCCUAAGUGACACGACGGGCGGAACGACCCAGUCGGACAAGCCGAAGGCACCGCAGUAA
Messenger RNA from Symbiodinium natans, 1044 nucleotides. The record is from the annotation of a GenBank genome assembly. NCBI's taxonomy places the organism in Eukaryota, Dinophyceae, Suessiales, Symbiodiniaceae.